Hydra vulgaris (swiftwater hydra) is the source of this 1710-nucleotide messenger RNA. Its product is annotated as aldehyde dehydrogenase, dimeric NADP-preferring. NCBI's taxonomy places the organism in Eukaryota, Metazoa, Cnidaria, Hydrozoa, Anthoathecata, Hydridae. Gene Ontology annotation, cellular component: cytoplasm. Gene Ontology annotation, molecular function: aldehyde dehydrogenase (NAD+) activity. The record is from RefSeq and is a predicted model, not a curated record. Gene Ontology annotation, biological process: aldehyde metabolic process.
GCCGACACUGCCGUUAUGGUUUCGCCGUUCAUGUUCAGAAAAAACUAAGUCCGUAUUUUAUGUUCAUACAAUCAACUAAGUUGUUUUUUUGUUAAUAGUUUAAGUUAUACAAUAACAUUUUUUGGCAAUGAAUUUAUCUAAAGUAGUAAAUGAACUUCGACAAAACUUUAAAAAUGGAGUUAUGCAAGGUAUUGAAUCUCGACUGCACCAACUUCAACGCCUUAAUGACUUACUUGAUGAAAAUGAAGAGUUAAUAUUGGAGGCUUUGUAUAAAGAUCUUCACAAAUGUAAGCUGGAAUCCAAUGUUAUGGAAUUACUUCAAGUGCGAAAAGAAAUUGGACAUUGUUUUCAAAAUUUGGAUGAGUGGAUGAGCCCAACUAAAGUCUCACCUGAUUUACUCAAUGUUCUUAAUCAUUGUGAAAUUCGAGCUGAACCAAAAGGUGUUGUUUUAAUUAUCAGUCCAUGGAAUUACCCUGUGAAUUUGUUGCUAUCACCUUUGGCUGGGGCUUUAGCAGCAGGAAAUGUGGUUGUUUUAAAGCCAUCUGAAGUGGCUCCAAACGUUUGUAAGGUUUUCGAAUCCCUUAUUUCAAGGUAUUUGGAUGAAAAAUGUGUUCAGUUAGUUAGUGGUGGUGUUCUUGAAACUACAGCUCUUUUAAAGUUGCGAUUUGAUCAUAUUUUUUUUACUGGUGCUCCAUCUGUUGCCAAGAUUGUGAUGAGAGCUGCUAGCGAACACUUAACACCUGUAACCCUUGAGCUGGGAGGAAAAUGUCCUGCUAUUAUUGAUGAAACAUGUGAUUUUGACACAAUAUCAAAACGAAUAGUUUGGGGAAAGUUUUGCAAUUCUGGUCAGACAUGUCUUGCAGUUGAUUACAUUUUAUGUAUCAAAAAAUGUCAAGAUGCACUUGUCAAUUCACUGAAGAAAGCAAUAGUUAAGUUUUAUGGAGAAGAUCCAAAGGGAUCUAAGAGUUAUGGGAGAAUCAUUAAUGAAAGACACUUUGAGAGAGUUUGUAAUCUAAUCAACUCUUCAAAAGUUGUUUUUGGCGGCAAUUUUGAUAAAAGUAAUUUAUAUAUUUCACCAACAAUAUUAUCUAAUGUUACAGCAGAUGAUUCAAUAAUGAGUGAGGAAAUAUUUGGACCACUUCUUCCUAUUCUGUGUAUUGAUAAAAUAGAUGAAGCUAUAGAUUUUGUAAAUUCCAGAGAAAAACCGUUGGCACUGUAUGUCUUCUCGACUAAUUCGUCUAUUGUAGAGAAGAUUUUAAAACAAACAUCUUCUGGAGGUGUUUGUGUAAACGACGCUCUCGUACAUGGUGCUGUUCCCAACCUUCCUUUUGGGGGAAUUGGUCAAAGUGGUAUGGGAGCUUAUCAUGGAAAAGAAUCAUUUGACGUUUUUUCUCAUAAAAAGUCAUGCUUAUUGAAGAAUCAAAAGUUUGAAUUUAUGAACGAUAUUCGAUACCCGCCUUAUGACGAAAACUGGUUUGUUAUACGUUGGGUUCAGUCGUUGUUGAGACCAAGUUUAAAACGUCGAUUUCGUUUCAAUUUAUUUCAUGUCUCGCUUUUGGCACUUAUUGUUGCGUGUAUACUAAAAGCGCUUGCGAUGUUUUAAUCGUAAAAGAGUCGAAGUUCAUUAUUUGAUGCAAUGUACAUUAAAUUUUGAGGAUCUUAAGAAAGCUUGUAUUUAUUGUAAUUUUUUUGAAUAAGUGAUUAAUUUGC